Messenger RNA from Aspergillus oryzae RIB40, 411 nucleotides. RefSeq lists its product as uncharacterized. The record is from RefSeq and is a predicted model, not a curated record. Bases 1 to 411 code for a protein of 136 amino acids. The transcript has a single exon. Lineage: Eukaryota; Fungi; Ascomycota; Eurotiomycetes; Eurotiales; Aspergillaceae.
AUGGAGUUUCCCGACAUAAUCGCGGAUACUGCAAGGCCAGGACGACAUCAUGAUGAGAUUGUCACUUCUCCUGUGACACAUGGCUCGGACACGAUAAAGCGCCCUGUUCUGCUUAACUCUCAGCUUAGCGUUGGCAGCUCGCCUAGCAGUCCUGUCUACCUGCUUAAUUCUAAAUUGGACGCAAAGAUUCUUGAAGAAUGCCUGGCCCGUAUCCAUGAUACGAUCGUUACAGGUUGUGCGUCCAGGUUCAUCGGCUAUGAAUGCAAUCUAUACAAACCUGGACAUCGCUAUCAGUUAGAAGAAGAUGGUGGUGAUAGCCCCCAGGACCAAAAGCCUGUGCAACUAGACCCUCUAUCAACUGAAAACCUCCUAAGACCCCCUCUUCAAUAUCUCAAUCGGAUAUGUCCUUGA